Drosophila rhopaloa is the source of this 2539-nucleotide messenger RNA. It is a transcript of the gene Acox3, whose product is annotated as peroxisomal acyl-coenzyme A oxidase 3. Gene Ontology annotation, biological process: fatty acid beta-oxidation using acyl-CoA oxidase; lipid homeostasis. Gene Ontology annotation, molecular function: fatty acid binding; pristanoyl-CoA oxidase activity; FAD binding. The coding region runs from base 250 to 2364 and encodes 704 amino acids. Lineage: Eukaryota; Metazoa; Arthropoda; Insecta; Diptera; Drosophilidae. Gene Ontology annotation, cellular component: peroxisome. The transcript is spliced from 9 exons. The record is from RefSeq and is a predicted model, not a curated record.
UAAAAAUAAAUGUGAAACAUGCACAUCCGCGUGGCGGCACUCCCAGGCCAAGUGGCGACAUUCGUAUCUUAUCCGGGGCGGAAGCAAUCUACUAAAAGUUGACCAUGAAGUACGGAUAAGCCGGUUAAUUAUCGCUGGCAAUUGGACAUUGGCUAGUUACACAAUAAUAGUUAGAAGUGGCUGGACUUUUGAGCAGUUCGCGCCUGGCGUCCAAAACAACCACAACAGUCAGUAGAAUCGUAUUGAAACAUGGUUGCAUUGAGCACAAACAGGCGCCGGGAGGAGCAGCCCGUCACAAACAUCCUCGAGGAUAAGCGGAUCUUUCCCGAAUUCCGCGGCGGACCUUUGGACGAAUACCGGCAACGAGCGAGCUUCUGCUACAAGCGCAUGAACAUGGUGCUUGAGGGCGAGGAGCACAUCCGUCUGAAGCAUAAGGUUUGGCAGUGGAUGGAGCAACACCCUGAUUACCAGCGGGAACCAGAGGGGUCAAGCCUGGAACGCGUCCGCGAGAUGGCCAACAAGCGGCAGCACCUCCUCUGGGAGCAACAGUUCUACGGUGUUAACGAGUACUUGGAAUCCCCGCACCUACUUCUGGCUUUCGGGCAGGCAAUCUUUAGCUACGAUUUUAGCACCUCGGUUAAGUUCGGCCUGUCAACGGGUAUGUUCCCCAGCACCCUGGUCUCCAACGGAUCUGGUCGCCUGGGCAAGUAUGUGGCCAAGAUCGCCGAUAACCGCAUUUUAGGGGCCUAUGCCCUCACUGAGAUCUCUCACGGCACCAAUGCACUUGGCAUGCGCACCCGGGCGACUUACGACAUAAAAAGGCAGGAGUUUAUUAUCCAUACGCCGGACUUUGAAGCGGCCAAGUGUUGGGUCGGCAACCUAGGCAAGACCUGCACCCACGCUAUCGUUUACGCGCAAUUGUUCGUUCCUGAUGACAAGCACCAGGGCCUGCAGGCUUUUCUUAUUCCCAUUAGGGACGAGCGUACUCUGCUGCCCUUCCCUGGUGUUACAGUCGGUGACAUGGGCGAGAAGAUCGGUCUAAACGGCAUCGACAAUGGCUUUGUUAUGUUUAACCAGUAUCGCAUACCGAAGGCUAACCUUCUGUCUAAAACCGGCGACAUCGAUGCGCAGGGCAACUACACCAGCCAAAUUAAGGACGAGCGUAAGCGACUUGGCGCCUCUUUAGGCGCCCUCUCUGUGGGCCGCGUCAACAUUACUGCUAUUACGUACGUUGCAUUAAGCAAGGCAGUGUCGAUCGCUACCCGAUACGGGGCCAGCAGGCGGCAGUUCGGUCCUACGAAUAGCCCAGCGGAGUGGCCCGUGAUCGAAUACCAAUCACAGCAAUAUCGGCUUAUCCCCCACUUGGCCACAGCAAUCGCAUUGCGUGUUGUUACGCUCUGGAUAGGAAAGGAAAACGUGGAUUUGACCAUGAAGGGCUUCACUGGUGAGGAUACGUCGCAGACGGGCAUGGAGAUUCACGCCAUUUCUUCGGCAUUAAAGCCGGUGGCCACAUGGGCGGCGAGGGAUGGCAUCCAGGAGUGUCGUGAGGCCUGUGGGGGACAUGGCUACCUAAAGUCAUCUGGAUUAGGAGACCUCCGAAACGACAACGAUGCAAACUGCACAUAUGAGGGCGAAAACAACACGCUCAUUCAGCAAGCAUCAAAUUGGUUAAUCAGUCUUCGACGCAACAACGCUGACUUCGUGGCCGUGUCUCCGUUGGAGACAGUGUCCUUUCUUAAGGAUAUGGAAGAUCUUCUACAAAGCAAGUGCCAGGAGCGUACACCUGCCGAAUCCAUGGAUGCGCUUAAUCUUUUAAAAGCGCUUAACUGGCUUACCGCCUGGCAGUUGGAAACAACGGUCAAACGGGUCGAGCAACAGCAGCGUAAUGGGAAGGAUGCGUUUGAAACGCGUAACAAUAUCCAGGUCUUUGCUGCUCAAAAGCUUUCUAUAAUAUACGGCGAGCGUACCAUCUACUACGUGUUUUAUAAGUUUGUGCGCAGCCUGCCCGACUCUGCUGAGAAGCAGGUGCUGCAGCAGGUACUCUCCUUCUAUGGCGCACAUUUGGUCAUUAAGUACUCUGCUGUUUUUUACCGCGGUGGCUAUUUUCGCGAAAACUCGCAACAACUAGACCUGUACGAGCAGGGCAUCUUGGGUUUACUUCCCCUUCUGAAGGAUGAAGCCAUUGCUCUGGUGGAUGCCAUUGCCCCCUCUGACUUUAUUCUAAACUCACCCCUGGGAAUGAGCGAUGGAAAUGUCUACCAGCAUCUUCAACGCACGAUUGUUUCCACUCCAGGUGUAUACGAGCGCCCCCAUUGGUGGCGAGAUGUUACUUUCAAGGACUACCUUAAGCGCGCCAAAUUGUAGUUUUAUAGAAACUGGCCGCACUUACAUUCGCACUUGUGCAAUAUUUAUAUUAAGCUUUUGAAGUUUCUUUUCAUUUGAUGUACGAGUGUAUGUAUUAACCAGGAGAUUUUGAUACAAACCCCUAAUCAUGUUAAACACAACGUAUAAACCCAUUAAAAUUAAUACAGUAACGUGA